Molecule: messenger RNA, 666 nt
Organism: Nicotiana tabacum (common tobacco)
Lineage: Eukaryota; Viridiplantae; Streptophyta; Magnoliopsida; Solanales; Solanaceae
Source: RefSeq, a predicted model, not a curated record
AUGCCAUCAUAUCUGAAAAUAUAUGACGGCACAACAGACCCUGAAGACCAUAUCAUUCAUUACAUCAAGACGGUAAAAGGCAACAACCACUCAAAAGAGCAGGUACCGUUGGUGCUUCUGAAGAAGUUUGCCGAAACCCUAACAGGAGGAGCCUCAACAUGGUACUCACAAUUACUAGCACAUUCUAUAAUGACGUUCAAGGAAAUGGCCGACAAGUCCGUCAUCGCCUAUGUCGGGGCCAAGAAAGCAGAAGACAGAGUGAAUGACAUAUUCGCCAUCAAACAAUCGCCUGGCGAAGGACUCAGGGACUUCCGAGCCCGGUUCAACAAAGUAAGAAUGAGCCUGCCAAACAUGUCAAAGGGGAUGGCGGUAGCGGCCUUUCAAAAUGGGUUAAACAGGAAUGGGUCGAGGGCGACUAGAAAACUAUUAAGCAGACUCAUAAAAUACCCUCCCACCACAUCGGAAGAAAUUCACAAUGCUUACUAUUCCGAGGUGAGAGCAGACGAAGACGACCUCAAUGAAAUAGUUUACGCCCUAGAGAAGCUCGGUCCUAAGGUGAAAUGGCCACAAAAGAUGAAGUUGGACCCAAAUUCCAGAAAGUCGAAUGCCCUCUACGAGUUCCAUCAAGAACGAGGCUACAAGAUCGAGGAUUGCAUAGCCUUAUGA